UAGCUCACUUAACCUCUCCCGCUGGCGUGGUUACCAUAGGAACGAGGAAAGCCGAUCUGAGGAUUACAGCAGACGGUCCAAGCAGUUUGAUUAGCACAGCCUAAAAUCAGUAGUAACAAGCAUUUAAUAUCAGAUAUCAAAUAACAAAACCGUCAUGUCAUCUGUUUCCCAGGAGCUGAAAGACACUUCAGUGGCGAGCUCCAAAUGGCUUGAUGCUCACUAUGACCCAGUCGCCAAUCUUUACACCUUCUCCUCCUGCAUUGCUCUUUCAGAUUUGCAUGGAGAUGGUGAGAAUAAGCUGGUGGUGGGUGAUCUUGGCACAGGAGUGUGUAACAUGAAGCUAAAGGUGUACCGUGGCACUGGUCUUUUGAGUGAGAGCACCCUGCUGGACCUGCCCACUGGCAUGGUCUCCUUUCUCAUGGACCUGCACGAGCCACGAACGCCGGCCAUCGCUGUGGCCUCCGGUCCCUUCAUCUACGUCUACAAGAACCUGAGGCCCUAUUUCAAGUUCACGCUGCCUAGUCUGGAGGUGAACCCUCUGGAGCAGGAUGUCUGGAGUCAGGCCAAGGAGGACAUGAUUGAUCCAAUGACGCUCAAGGAGAUGUUAGAAGGUUUAAGGGAUAAAGCAGAAAUUCCACUCUCUGUCAGAUCACUACGGUUCCUCAUGCUUGAGCCACAGGAAAUGGAGAAUUUCGUUCUUCUUCAUAAAGAACAGCCCAUACGUAGACAGACGGUCAUUACCUGUAUAGGGACGCUGAAGAAGAACAUGGCGGAUGAGGAUGCCGUCAGCUGCCUGGUGAUUGGCACAGAGAACGGUGAUGUUUACAUAUUAGACCCAGAGGCCUUUACCAUCCUCUACAAGAUGUCACUUCCCAGUACACCUACCUUGAUGGACGUGACGGGACAGUUUGAUGUGGAGUUCCGGAUCACUGUGGCAUGUCGCAACGGCAACAUCUAUAUACUACGCAGGGAUUCUCCGAAGCCUAAGUACUGCAUUGAGCUGUCCUCUCACCCAGUGGGACUGGUGAGGAUUGGAAAGAAUGUAGUUGUAGGAUGUUCUCAUGAGGCGCUGCACGGUUACACUCAAAAGGGGAAAAAGCUGUGGACCGCUUAUUUGCCAGCCCCCGUGACCACCAUGGCGCUGAUGGACCUUCCCACACGAGGUUUCCAGGCUGUGCUGGUGGGUCUGGCCAACUGUGAAGUACACAUGUACCGAGACAAAAAUCUCGUCAGCACCAUCAAGACACCAGAUGUAGUGACAAGCAUUUGUUUCGGACGUUACGGACGGGAAGACGGCACACUCAUAAUGACCACCAAAGGAGGAGGUUUGAUCGUGAAGAUCCUCAAGAGGACGGCUGUGUUUGAAGACAGGGACUCGGCCCCUGGACCUCCAAUAGCCCAGAGCAUUCGUCUCAAUGUGCCCAAGAAGACCAAGCUGUACGUGGACCAGACCUUGAGAGAGCGCGAAAAUGCUGUGGCCAUGCACCGAGCUUUUCAGAUGGACCUGAGCAGGCUGCGUCUCGCUGCAGCGCGGGCCUAUGUCAAAGCUCUGGAGUCCAGCCUCACGCCCAUGUCAGCGAGUCUGACCGAGCCGCUCAAGAUGAAUGCGGUGGUUCAAGGGUUGGGCCCAUCCUUCAAGCUCACGCUGAACAUCCAGAACACUGCAGCGUGCCGUCCGGUCAUGAACCUGGCCAUCAGUUUUCUGUACGAUGAAAAUCUGUAUAGCAUGAAGACGGCAUUUUUCAAGAUCCCCUUACUGGUUCCAGGGCUGAAUUACCCCAUUGACACUUUUGUGGAGUGCUUGAGUGACAAAGGCAUCUCUGACAUCAUCAAAGUGUUUGUGCUGAGGGAAGGAAAGAGUGCUCCUCUCCUCACCGCCCACAUCAACAUGCCUGUGAGUGAAGGACUUGCACUGAACUGAGAGCCAAUCAGCAGAGCCGAGCGCUCUUGCUGUGCUCCUAGCAGCAGUUAGGCUUCUCCCCAGAGCUGCCUGGAACAGACAGCUUUUCAUCACAGGAGUUAAGAGAAGCUUGCGCUGGCCAUAGGGCCGGUGCUUCCUGUAGCUUAGACCAUGACUGAGGGAGGCGUGUCCUCACAGGCAACACCUCUGUACCUUUUAAUGGCUAGUGACUGGAGCGUUUGAUUGACAGCUGAAGGCCUAGCACUCCAUAGGUCAUAGAGUUUGGAUGUAAGAGACGUUUCUGAUGUUUACUUGUGGUAGUUAUAUGUAAAAACAUAUUUAUUCUUGAUGUAAUGAUCACACACUUUACAAUGCAAUUGUGAGGCUUUAUUUUAAUACAUAUUGAGAAUCAUUGCAUAAACAGUUUGUCUAAG
Messenger RNA from Carassius auratus (goldfish), 2334 nucleotides. It is a transcript of the gene bbs1, whose product is annotated as Bardet-Biedl syndrome 1. Gene Ontology annotation, molecular function: patched binding; smoothened binding. The transcript is spliced from 17 exons. Gene Ontology annotation, biological process: non-motile cilium assembly; protein localization to cilium. Gene Ontology annotation, cellular component: BBSome; centrosome; axoneme. The coding region runs from base 155 to 1921 and encodes 588 amino acids. Lineage: Eukaryota; Metazoa; Chordata; Actinopteri; Cypriniformes; Cyprinidae. The record is from RefSeq and is a predicted model, not a curated record.